AUGGCCAAGGACAGAAGCGAAAAGAAGGAGAAGAAGGAGAAGCGCAAGAGCGUCGACGCAUCCGGCGUCAAGAAGGAGAAGAAGGAGAAGCGCAAGAGCGACGCUACCGCCGUGCUCAACGCCAUUGAGGACGCCGCCCCCGGCGCCGUCGCUGUCGAUGCCGACGGUGAUGUUAUCGUCGAUGCCGACGUUGUUGCCGACGAGUCAUCCGCCUCGAUUCCCCUCGGCGCUCUGGUUCCUUUCGCCAACCCUCUGUGCGACGAGAAGGCCACCAAGAAGGUCCUCAAGACCGUUAAGAAGGCCGCAAAGCAAAAGUGCCUUAAGCGUGGUGUAAAAGAGGUCGUCAAGGCCGUCCGCAAGACCACACCCGCCGACCCUGCCACAGCUCAGGUCGCAGCACCAGCAAUUGUCAUCCUUGCCGCCGACAUCAGCCCCAUGGACGUCAUCUCCCACAUCCCCGUCCUCUGCGAGGACCACAACAUCCCCUACGUCUUCCUUCCGUCGCGCGCCGAGCUCGGUGCUGCCGGCAGCACCAAGCGCCCCACUUCCGUCGUCAUGGUCACCCCUACCGCCGGCAAGAAGGGUGAGGAGAAGGAUGACGAGUGGGACGAGGCUUACAAGGAGCUCAACAAGUUGGUCGUCAAGCAGGGCCAGCACGUCAAGGUUUAG
Molecule: messenger RNA, 669 nt
Organism: Aureobasidium pullulans EXF-150
Lineage: Eukaryota; Fungi; Ascomycota; Dothideomycetes; Dothideales; Saccotheciaceae
Product: L30e-like protein
Exons: 2
Coding region: 1-669 (222 amino acids)
Biological process (GO): ribosome biogenesis; rRNA pseudouridine synthesis; snRNA pseudouridine synthesis
Cellular component (GO): box H/ACA snoRNP complex; nucleolus
Molecular function (GO): box H/ACA snoRNA binding
Source: RefSeq, a predicted model, not a curated record